Messenger RNA from Clonostachys rhizophaga, 393 nucleotides. The record is from the annotation of a GenBank genome assembly. NCBI's taxonomy places the organism in Eukaryota, Fungi, Ascomycota, Sordariomycetes, Hypocreales, Bionectriaceae.
AUGGAGGUAUUUGGGAUAGAUUUUGAGGCCCCUGCGUUGCUUGGGAAACCAAAAAAAAAGCUCAUUGAAUUCACCAAGAACAAUAAGAGGAUUGAGGCUUUGGAAAAAGAGAUGGCAGGCUUAACAGAAGCUGUAUUGGAAUACGAUUUCAGCUCUAAGCAGCUCAAGUGGUAUGAGGAUAAAGAAACUAAGAGCUCCUUUUGGCUUUGGUAUCUGAAUGGUGAUUUGGUCCGGGUACUAUCUGCUUCAGCAGUCAUCGAAUUCUCCGAAAAAGAUCUUGUUCACGUGGCUUUGUGGGUGGCGAAUAAGGCUCAGCUUUGGCUGACUGCGCAGGAUUCCAGCCCUCUUUUGGAUUUUGUGGAGGGCUUGGACGAGGAUACCUAUGUCUUGUGA